Zingiber officinale is the source of this 2596-nucleotide messenger RNA. RefSeq names its product wall-associated receptor kinase 3-like. Gene Ontology annotation, molecular function: ATP binding; calcium ion binding; polysaccharide binding. Gene Ontology annotation, cellular component: plasma membrane. The coding region runs from base 200 to 2404 and encodes 734 amino acids. The record is from RefSeq and is a predicted model, not a curated record. Lineage: Eukaryota; Viridiplantae; Streptophyta; Magnoliopsida; Zingiberales; Zingiberaceae. The transcript has 3 exons. Gene Ontology annotation, biological process: protein phosphorylation; cell surface receptor signaling pathway.
CGACACCUUAGACAACAAGUAUCUCCAUACUUGCCACUAGGACAGAGGCACUUUGACAGGUUUGGAAUGACAAUGGGUCUAUGCGUGGAGUUUAGUAAGCAUUUUUUCAAAAGGAGGGUACUUACUAUAUAUAUUGGCUUAUCGAUCAGCAAAUUACAAUUAAGCUCUAUGCAUUCAGCUGCAGCAGCUAGCAGUCGCCAUGUCUCUUCUCCUCUCCCAAAUGCUACUACUGCUGCUGCUACUUGCAGCUGCAUCGGCUGUGCCUGAUGGCAGAUGCCUAACGAAGUGCGGCGAGGUGGAGAUCCCUUACCCCUUCGGCAUCGGCGACAACUGUUCCUUGGCAGGAGGCUUCAGUCUAACCUGCAAAACCAUGGAAAGUGGCCUCAAGAAGGCAUUCUAUCGCAAUGUUGUUGAGGUCCUCAAUAUUUCGUUGGCUACGGGCCAAGUUCGCAUGCUCAACCACAUAUCCUCGGUGUGCUAUUAUCCAAAUCACUCCUUUGUCAGUGGCUUAGAAUGGACGUUGAAUAUGGCGCCCCCAUAUAGGUUCUCAGAUCGGCUCAACAAGUUCACUGUCAUCGGAUGCCACACCCUUGCCUACAUAGUCAGCAGACACGAUAACAGUAGCUACCAGAGUGGCUGUGUGUCCAUGUGCCAGAAUAAAAAAAGCCUCACUGAUGGCUCUUGCUCCGGCGUUGGUUGCUGUCAGACUUCCAUACCCAAGAAUCUCACAUACUAUAGUGUUACGUUUGAUAAUGUUAUCAGAAACGCAGGGAACUGGGGAUUUGGGAAUUGCAGCUACGCCGUCUUGUUGGAGGCAGAGUCGUUCCAGUUUCAUACAUCUUACAUAACGACGAACCAACUGAUGCAAAUUUACAGUGAUGCCUCGGCGCCGGUAGUCAUGGACUGGGCCAUUGGAGAUGAGACCUGUGAGGUAGCUAAGCGCAGCCAAACCUCUUAUGCCUGCAUCAGCAAUAACAGCGAGUGCAUCGACUCUUCCAAUGGUCAUGGUUAUCUUUGCAACUGUUCGACAGGAUACCAAGGCAAUUCAUACGUCUCCAACGGAUGCCAAGACAUCGAUGAGUGCAAUCAACAGUCAAAUCCAUGCUCAGAUGGCGCCGACUGCCAGAACAUGCCCGGGAAUUAUAGUUGUCACUGCCCCGAAGGCACUCACGGUGACGCUUACAAUGGAACAUGCAUCCCAAAUCAGAAGGUUUCCUUGGCGGUGAAAGCGGUUAUAGGCACCUCCAUCAGCUUGAGUUUCUUGCUCGUAUUUGGCAUGUGCAUCUGUAUGAUUUAUCAGAGAAGAAAACUUAUCCAGUCAAGGAAAAGAUAUUUCGAUGAAAAUGGGGGCGUGCAAUUACAGGAGAAAAUGACAGAACUAGGUCUUAAAUUUAGUAUAUUUUCAAAAGAAGAAAUAGAGAAGGCGAUAAAGAGAGUUGAUAAGAAAAACAGAAUUCUUGGGCAAGGCGGAUAUGGAAUUGUUUACAAAGGAAAGAUAGGAGACAAUCUGUUUGUCGCCAUAAAGAAGCCAAAGGUUUUAAGUGAGAGAAAAAAGAAAGAAUUUUGGAAAGAAAUGCUUAUUCUUUCCAAAGUCAAUCAUAAGAACAUAGUCAAGCUCUUGGGCUGUUGUUUGGAUGUGGAGGUUCCCAUGUUGGUCUAUGAGUUUGUCCCUAAUGGUAACUUGUUUGAACUAAUCCACAUCAGGAUAGACAUAGACAACUUCACUUUAGCUGUGCGUUUAAACAUUGCUUGUGAUUCUGCUGAUGCUCUUGCUUAUUUACACUCUCCGGAUUCGCCUCGAAUCAUUCAUGGAGACGUCAAGUCUGCUAAUAUCCUCCUACAUGAAGAUUUCACUGCAAAAAUUUCUGAUUUCGGAUUUUCAAGGUUAAAUCCCGACGAUAAAGAGCAAUUUGCUACCGUAGUUCAAGGGACCUGUGGUUACUUGGACCCCGAGUUUGUUCAAACAGGCAAAUUUACUGAAAAAAGUGAUGUUUAUAGCUUUGGUGUAGUGCUCCUAGAAUUACUGACAGGUAAGAAGGCAAUUUAUUUUGAACAAAAUGGAGAAGAAACGUAUCUGGCAUCAAGCUUCAUUUUGUCCAAAAAGAAGGAUCGACUUAAGGAACACUUAGAUAAUCAAGGGACAAGUGAAGAAGAUGAACAGCUGAUUGAAAGGAUUGAAGAGCUGGCAGUGCAGUGCUUGAGUGCAAGGGGAGAAGAAAGACCUACGAUGAAGGAUGUGGUCGACCAGCUAAACAACAUGAGAAAGCCCAAGCAGCCCUCAUGGACACCAUCAAAUACUGACGACAUCCAGUGUUUCCAUCCUGUUACAUCGGACGCUCAAACGUUUACAAGUAGCACUAGUUGUAUUUCAGAGGUUGCACUGCAUAUUGAAUGUGCAAGGUAGAGAUAUGGUCCCUAAAGUUGUCGUCUUAAGUGUCCCUCCCAAGUUGAAGUAUAUAUCAGUUCUAGCAGUUUAAGUCUUCUAGUGAGUGUUAUGUUUGUUUACUAAUUAAUUUGUGGUAAGAGAAAGAAGUGUCUGCUAUGGUUCAAAUGUAAGAAUUUUCUCAGUUCCAAAAGUUUUCAGAUUUUAAAAUUA